Adineta steineri is the source of this 1362-nucleotide messenger RNA. The record is from the annotation of a GenBank genome assembly. Lineage: Eukaryota; Metazoa; Rotifera; Eurotatoria; Adinetida; Adinetidae.
AUGAAUGAAUGUCAGUUAAAUCAAAAGUGUGAUAUUUCUUCGCCAACUGAUUCAACUGAUAGUGGAAUACAAAUAAAUAUGGACGAAACAACAACUGAUGUCGACGAUACAAGUCUGCCCGCAGGUUGGGAACGUUUCGAAGAUGAAGAAGGUGUUUAUUAUUGGCAUAAACGAACUGGUACAGUAACACGUGCACAUCCAGAAAUAAUCAUUGAUUCUCCAUCAUCAACACUUUCAUUAUCAUCAUCAUCAUCAUUAAAUGAUACAUGUUAUGAAUCUAAUUUAUUAUUAAAUAAAAGUGACUCAGACCUCUCAUUUAAAACGAUGGAUACAACUACUCAACAACAUCGCUUUCAUGUUCGUUCGCUUGGUUGGACAAUUAUUAAUGAAGAAGAUCUAACAACUGAACAAAGUAGUCAAACUGUUAAUCGUUGUAUUUAUGAAUUAACACGUGGCAUGAAUGAUGGCAUCGGUCGUUGGGGUGAAGGAAAAGAUCUUUAUAUGGAUAUAAAUAAUACUGAUCUUCUUUUGAUUGAUCCAAGUGAAAUGACUAUUUUACAUAAACAAGCAAUACCAUCUAUUCGAGUUUGGGGUGUUGGAAGAGAAAAUGCAAGAGAUUUUGCUUAUGUUGCAAAAGAUAAAGAUCGAUCAGUUCGAAUAUAUAAAUGUCAUGUUUUUCGAUGUGAUAAUACAUCAGCACGAAUCAUUGCUAAUACAUUACGUGAUAUAUGUCGAAAUCUCAUGAUUGAACGUGGAUUAUUAACUAAAACAAAUGAAAUCUCAAAUGAUAAUCUAUCUAUACAUAAACAAUCAAAACUCUUUUCAGAAUCAUCUUCCAAUGAUAAUAUCAAUAUUUCAUUUCCAACUCCCAUGGCAGAACCAUCCGAUGAUUUAUUAUGUACUUAUUUAGGGUGUGUUUAUGUAGAUAAACCUGGUGGAAUGGAGAUUCUUCGACCAGCUAUUGAAAAAGUGUCAACAACAGUUCCACAAGAUAAAUGGAUUUCAGUUAUAGUCAAUAUUUCACCUGCAUCAUUUACUAUUUCAUCAAAUAAUGACUCGAAAGAACAACUACUUGAUUGUCGUAUUCGUUAUUUAUCAUUUCUUGGUGUUGGACAAGAUCCAGCUUUUUGUGGUAUAAUAAUACAUUGUGCUGAUAAUUCAUUUAAAUGUCAUGUUUUUCAUUGUUUACCAUCAUGUGUUCAACUUUGUAAAAAUAUCGAAGUUGCUUGUAAAUUACGUUAUCAAAAAUGUCUUGAUGCUCAUCCACAAGCAGCUAAACAAGUGGAAACAACAAAAAGUUAUGGUGCUCAAAUAAAAAGUCUUGUUGGAUCAUUUUGGUUUGGAAAUAAACAACUUGUUUAA